Messenger RNA from Ictidomys tridecemlineatus (thirteen-lined ground squirrel), 3339 nucleotides. The record is from RefSeq and is a predicted model, not a curated record. NCBI's taxonomy places the organism in Eukaryota, Metazoa, Chordata, Mammalia, Rodentia, Sciuridae.
AUGGUUCUAGUUAGAGAUGCUCAACAGGCUCAAGAUAGAACCCUCACAGAACUAUCAGUGUUUGAGAUUUGGUCUUGCUACUGUGAAGAAGUGAUGCAGCUCCACAGAGUCAAGGAGAAUAAAGAAUUUGAAGGUUUGGACAGAGGAGCCAAAGGCCAAAUUUCUACUUUGUGCGGUUUUGCUUCAAGUGUUAGCCAGAAGAAAGAAGCCACUGAAAAUAAAAGUUCACCUAUACAUCUUGUUUCCCCUAACAUCAAGAAUGUGAGAGACCUACCACCAAUUUGCCUUGAUGUUAGACAAAAGCAGCGUAUCCCUAUAGAUACAUUACCAUCUGAAAUGAAGGCCCCAGUCCUUACAGAACCUAUCCUUCCUAUCCAGCCCAAAACUAUGAAAGACUUUCAGGAAGAUGUGGAAAAAGCUAAGCCAUCAGGAGAUUGGAAAACAGUACAUGAUUUUUAUCUCACAACAUUUGAUUCUUUUCCUGGAUUAAAUGCUAUAUUUAAGAAAGAUGCCACUGCCUCAUUUAAUACCAUUGAAGACUCUGGGAUUAAUGCUAAAUUUGUGAAUGCUGUAUAUGAUGCUUUACUUAAUACUCCUCAAGAUAUUCAGAAGACAGUAUUAAAGGGAAUCAUUAACAGCCUAUUACGAGAAUGGAAAGGCCCACGAACAAAAGAUGAUCUUAGAGCAUAUUUCAUCCUUUUACAGAAUCCUCAAUUUAAUAACACAUCUACGUAUGUCAUCUAUGCUCACUUGCUACGACAGACAGCUACCUUAGUGGAAGCUGACCAUCAUUUCCUAGUUCACUGGUUUAAAAAAUUAUCCCAGAAGAGGUUCAAACAAUUGGUAGAGAGAUUGCUGCAAUUUAUUUCUUUACGCCUGUUUCCUGCAAAGCCUGAAGAAUUUCCCCCUAUAGCAAAAUGUUCCUGGUGGAUUCCAUCAGCAUCUAAAGUGUUGGCUUUACUUAAUACUGCAAACAAUUUGGUUGACCCUCCCCUUAUUCCUUAUACUGAUUUCUAUAAUUCUACAUUGGAUCACAUUGAUCUCAUGGAAGAAUAUCAUACUUGGCAGAGCUUUGGAAACUCUCACAGGUUUUCCUUCUGUCAGUACCCAUUCGUUAUUUCUAUAGCUGCAAAAAAAAUCAUUAUUCAGAGAGACUCAGAACAACAGAUGAUAAGCAUCGCAAGGCAAAGUCUGGUGGAUAAAGUAUCUCGAAGACAGAGACCUGAUAUGAAUAUGUUAUUUCUAAAUAUGAAAGUAAGGCGGACACAUCUGGUUAGCGAUUCGCUUGAUGAGAUACCAAUGAACAAACUGUGUUUUCUUUUUUCAGGCAUGUUUACAUAUCACAAGGACUCACACUGCCAUUGGUUUAGCAGCUUUAAAUGUGAUAACUAUUCUGAAUUCCGAUUGGUUGGAAUUCUUAUGGGACUAGCUGUUUAUAACAGCAUCACCUUGGAUAUUCGUUUCCCUCCUUGCUGUUACAAGAAAUUAUUGAGCCCUCCCAUCGUUCCUAGUGAUCAAAAUACACCAGUAGGCAUCUGCAGUGUUGCCAUUGACGACUUAUGUCAAAUUAUGCCUGAAUUGGCCCACGGAUUAACUGAACUCUUAUCAUAUGAAGGCAAUGUUGAAGAAGAUUUCUAUUCAACAUUCCAGGUUUUUCAAGAAGAAUUUGGAAUAAUUAAAUCCUAUAAUUUAAAGCCAGGAGGUGAUAAAAUUCCAGUUACCAAUCAAAAUAGGAAAGAAUAUGUACAGCUUUAUACUGACUUCCUUAUCAACAAAUCCAUCUAUAAGCAGUUUGCUGCAUUUUAUUAUGGAUUUCAUAGUGUAUGUGCUUCAAAUGCCCUAAUGCUGCUUCGUCCAGAAGAAGUCGAAAUUCUGGUCUGUGGAAGUCCUGAACUGGACAUGCAUGCUCUACAGAGAAGUACUCAGUAUGAUGGGUAUGCGAAAACAGACUUAACUAUAAGAUACUUUUGGGAUGUUGUACUUGGAUUUCCUCUUGAUCUUCAAAAGAAAUUGUUACAUUUUACUACAGGAAGUGACAGAGUUCCUGUAGGAGGGAUGGCUGAUUUGAACUUCAAAAUCUCAAAGAAUGAAACUUCUACUAACUGGCUACCUGUGGCCCACACCUGCUUCAAUCAACUUUGCCUUCCCCCCUACAAGAGCAAAAAAGACCUGAAACAGAAAUUGAUCAUUGGAAUUUCAAAUUCAGAAGGUUUUGGACUCGAGUAGCCUAAAAGACUUGAAAUAUAAUAUUUUAUAUGUAGCAUUCACUUCCCUCUUAUUGUGCCUUUAACCUUUUCAUGUUUCUGUCUCAAAACACUUUCAAAAAGCUCCAACUUUAAAAGACUGAGCUGUUGUUUUUUUAGUUUUUGGUUUUUUGGGUUUUUUUGUAAUCAAUUAUGAAGUCUGUUAAGUGAAGGCAUGAUUUUCUAAAAACACAGAAUUUUCUUGAGUGAGGAAAAGACCACAUGGCAGAAACAGAUAUGAGUCCAGUCACUCAUUUUUUUAGCACUUUAUCAUUUUCCAUAAGUAGUUUGCCACAGGUGUUCCACUGGGAAAAUGAAGGGUAGUAAAGAAUGCAUUUAGGACAUAGUCGAACCCAGUGGCAGAUUAUGUGCUACUAGCACACAGUAGCAAAGCAAAUAGCUACAUAAUAUUUACCAUAAAGCAUGUAGCCAUAUUUUCAUAUAGAGGUAAACAACAGUAUAAUUGCAAAUGCAGUUUACAGGGUUUUUUGAUAUACUGGCUUUGGGUCCUAUAAGAUUCUUUUCAACUAUUGCUGAAAAGCAUGUAAAUAAUUACAUAAUAGCCUGAGAAAUAAUGGGAUUUUGAUAGUGUCAUUUAUUGCUAAAGAUUUAUUUUUACAAAGUAAAUUCAGGGUUUUAGAUGUGUAUACAGCUUUUACAAAUCAAUAAAGAUGAUUGUAUAAGAGUAUUUUCAGACUAAUUGGAUUCAAGGUUAUAUUCUUUUAAGUAUUGUUAGUCUGCAUGCACAUUGGCAGUAACUAGUUACCUGAAUACUCUGUAAUAUUUGUAUAAUGAUCAUUUCUUCUUAAGGAUCAAGACAUUAGAAAAAAUUGGAUCUAACUUAACCAUUGAUGAAUUAAGUCAAUUACAAGCACAAAAAAAAAGAACUUCUUUUAUAUAUAUUUUGAUUGACUACGUCUACCUUUUUUGAUCACCAAUUGUAAUUGAUUGAUGUACAAUCCACAUUUUUUGAUCACCAAUUGUAAUGAAACACUAAUUUUUGACAAAAAAUAGGAUAAGGUAUUUGACAAAAGUGAAUACAGUAGCAACAUUUGUGUCAAAAUGAUGUAACUUGGUAUAAAAUUUAAGUUCAAUA